GGCGCAGGCGCGGCCGCCCCGCCGGGGUUGGAGGUCAGGGGUGAGGGGCGGGUUCCUGCGGCGCGGCGGCGGCAUGGCGGGCCGUGGCGAUGGGCCGGGGGGCGACGCGGCCACGGCGGCCCCCGAGCGGGUGCUCUUCCCGCCCAACUUCAGCGUGUCCGAGAUCAAGAACAAGCAGCGGCGGCACUUUAUGUUCCUCCGCUGGAAGCAGCAGCAGCGCAAGGCGAAGCUGGCCAGCAGGAAGAAGCGGCGAAAGGAGCGAGAAGCCCUCGGAGACCAGGCACCUCCAAAAGCCGUACCGAAGACAAUUGAAAAUCAGAGAGUAUAUGAUGAAACAACUGUAGAUCCCAAUGAUGAAGAGGUUGCUUUUGAUGAAGCAACUGAUGAAUUUGCACCCUAUUUCAACAGACAGACGAUUCCCAAGAUUCUUAUUACAACAUCAGACAGACCUCGUGGGAGGACAGUAAGAUUCUGUGAACAAUUGUCUACUGUUAUACCUAACUCACAUGUCUACUAUCGAAGAGGAUUGGCUUUGAAAAGAAUUAUUCCACAGUGUAUUGCAAGAGACUUCACAGAUUUAAUCGUCAUUAAUGAAGAUCGCAAAAUACCAAAUGGUCUUGUUUUAAGUCAUUUGCCUGAUGGCCCAACUGCUCACUUCAGAAUGAGCAGUGUCCGUUUGCGUAAAGAAAUAAAGCGAAAAGGUAAAGAGCCCACAGAACAUAUACCUGAAGUAAUCCUGAAUAAUUUUACAACACGACUGGGCCAUUCUAUUGGUCGUAUGCUUGCUUCUCUCUUCCCACAUGAUCCUCAGUUCAUUGGAAGACAAGUAGCUACAUUUCACAAUCAGCGAGACUACAUCUUUUUCAGAUUCCACAGGUAUAUCUUCAAGAGUGAAAAGAAAGUGGGGAUUCAAGAACUUGGGCCACGUUUUACCUUAAAGCUGAGGUCCCUUCAGAAAGGAACCUUUGAUUCCAAAUUUGGAGAAUAUGAAUGGAUUCAUAAGCGCCGAGAAAUGGACACAAGUAGAAGAAAAUUUCACUUGUAAGUGACAGCUGUCUGCUAACUGCUGAUAAUGACCAUGGAUUGUGUCAUCUCAGACUCCUAAGCAGGGAUGAUGUUACUGAACAACUACCUUUCUGCAGAAAGACAAACUGCCAACAUGUUCUACAGGAACAAUUAGUUAGGAUUGCAUCUUCUUUCCUAUGUUUUCAGCUAAACCAGAUGUGACUAAGACAGUGACUUUUGUUCCAGUUUAGCAGAAAAAACUAUGGCAAUGUGAGAGCAGCCAGUAAUUUAGCUAUUACUGAAGCUUCACCAUGACUGCUUCUGUGCCCUAGAGAGAAAUUUCACUUUGAAACACCAAAGACAGUAAAAAUUUUGGUUAAAGAUAUUCUCAAAUAAAGUAUUUUGCAAUUACA
Molecule: messenger RNA, 1418 nt
Organism: Dromaius novaehollandiae (emu)
Lineage: Eukaryota; Metazoa; Chordata; Aves; Casuariiformes; Dromaiidae
Gene: RPF1
Product: ribosome production factor 1 homolog
Exons: 9
Coding region: 74-1045 (323 amino acids)
Biological process (GO): maturation of LSU-rRNA; maturation of 5.8S rRNA
Cellular component (GO): nucleolus; preribosome, large subunit precursor
Molecular function (GO): rRNA primary transcript binding
Source: RefSeq, a predicted model, not a curated record